This is a messenger RNA of Drosophila obscura, 5055 nucleotides long. It is a transcript of the gene psq, whose product is annotated as broad-complex core protein isoforms 1/2/3/4/5. Gene Ontology annotation, cellular component: nucleus. The transcript has 10 exons. The record is from RefSeq and is a predicted model, not a curated record. Gene Ontology annotation, biological process: regulation of transcription by RNA polymerase II. NCBI's taxonomy places the organism in Eukaryota, Metazoa, Arthropoda, Insecta, Diptera, Drosophilidae. Bases 1120 to 4335 code for a protein of 1071 amino acids. Gene Ontology annotation, molecular function: protein binding; DNA binding.
AGCGCUGCCACCCCGGACAAGUGUCUACUGAAAUGCGUGAUUUGUAAUCGUUCGUGGGCAAUAAAAAAUGUGUAAAUGCAAAAAAUGAACUCAUAGCGCGUCAAUAAAUCAAUCAAUGUGCUUGUGGAAGUGAAUAAAGUAUUUCUACGAGAUUAUGUGACUCGGCAACUGUGUUCCGGCAGUCUGGCAGCCUCAUACGAAAAUGGCGAACACGAGCACUGAGCGAUGAACGACGAGCUGAAAAAAUAAUUAUUGUUUUAAAUUCCGUUUUGCCAGCGAAAUUCCUUGUCCUCUCUGGGUGUGCGGUGCGGAAAAAGGGCGGAAAAAUCGCAACUGGAGCUAAGCAAAUAAUGAAACGAGCAAAGUGCAACAACAGCAAGUGCAAUGAGCAUGGCCAAACCAAAUAGAAUAAAUUAAGUUUGCAAAUUAUGAAAAACCAAUCGCUCUUGACGGUCGGUGCGUGCGUGCGCGUGUGUGAGUGUCAGUGCGAGCGAGUGAGCGAGUAAGAACAGCGUAGAAUAGAAGCGUAGAGAAAAAGGUUAGCAAUAAACCGAGAAGAAAUAAAAAUAAAACGAAAAAAUUAAUAAACCAAGAAAACUGGCGGUAAACACGAAUGUGUUAGUGUUAUUGUGUGUGUGUGUGAGCAACAGCUACAGCUACUACGAUCUCCGUGCACUAGGACUACGUAAUACGUAAGGCGAGAAGGCGGCAAAUCAAGCCCACAGCACAUCACAUCACAUCCCCCAGCAUUCCGUUGACGUAUUGCGUGCGCUCGCAAAUUAUGCAAAAGAGCAACAAAUUGAACGCUGGCGGCAGCGAUGAGCAGCUCGUCCCACCCAUUGCAGCAACAGCAGCAGCAGCGAAAUAAGCGCAAAACGCAAAAAUAUAAAUAGCGAAAAGCGGGUGAAGAGAGCGCGCGCGGCUGCCGGCACCGGCACCAGCACAGAGCCUUGGACGUGUUGAACACGUCACUGGAGCCACACACAGCAGCAGCAGCAACAAGCAGCAGCAGAACCAGCAACAAGAACAAAAGCUUAAGGAGCAAACCACUGGACAGUACAGAAUAAAAAAAAUACAAAGAAAUCAGAGGACAAACGGAAUCUAAAAAAAUCAUACAACAUGGCUGCCGUACGAGGACAUCAGUACUUUAGCCUGCGAUGGAACAACUACCAGAACACGAUGACAUCCGUGUUCCAGCAACUGCGCGAAGAUCUCUCCUUUGUCGAUGUGACCUUGUCCUGCGAACACGGAUCCCUUAAGGCACACAAGGUCGUCCUCUCCGCCUGCUCGACAUACUUUCAGAAGCUUCUGCUGGAGAACCCAUGCAAACAUCCAACAAUCAUCCUACCCGCCGAUAUCAUAUUCACAGAUCUGAAAACAAUCAUCGAUUUUGUCUACCGCGGUGAGAUCGAUGUCACCGAAUCGGAACUACAGGGCCUCUUGCGCACCGCCGAACAACUGAAGAUCAAGGGCCUCUGCGAGACAGCGGAAAACGCGGAUGAUUUGAACGACGCGGCCACAGCGACAAUAACCGUGUCGGAGAACAUCCAGCAGGCGGUCGUGGGGAGCAUUGUGAAUCCCAGCAUAGUGCCAGGGGGAGCAGCCUCGCCCUCGCUCGAGCAGCAGCACCAUCAGCACCACCAACAGGCCCAAGCACAGGCCCAGGCUCAGGCCCACCAGCAGGAGCAACACCAGCAGCAGCAGCAACAGCAGCAACAGCAACAGCAGCAGGUGCAUGCCCAGCAGCAGGUACAUGCCCAGCAGCAGCAACAGCAACAAAUCAACGCCUUGCUGACGCAGCACGGAGUGGCCAGUGGCAGCGUACCUUUGGGCGGACAGCUGCUAAGCACGACAGCGAGUGGGAGCAGCGGCAGUGGAGCAGGCAGUCUCCAGUCGCAUUCCGGGCUCCAGCCGACGACGCGCAAGUCGCGACUCAAGCGGUCCAAGUCUCCGGAUCUGCAGUUGAGCGGAGGCAACGGUAACGGCAGCAGCAGCAGCGUAUCCCAGCAGCCACAGCCGGCCCAUCACCACUCGCAGACGCUGCUCAUUCAGGGCCAGAACCAGACCUCCAUUGUGAGCCUACAGCAAACGGCCGAGGGCAAUUAUAUACCCGUGCCGGGCACCGGUGACGAGUCGGACGUGGAUCACGAUCACGAUCAGGAUCACGAUCACGACCACUCCCACGAUCACUCUCACAACCUAUCACACUCCCACGACCACGAUCACGAGCACGAGAGCAAGCCGAGCAAGAUCUGCAAGACAGAGCAAUCGCUCGCCUCGCCGUCGUCUAACUCGUCCAGCCACUCGAACAAUGCAACGGGCGUGAGCGGCGGAGUGACCUCAGCGGGCCAAGCCAUCGUCACACAAAUUGUAGUAGCGCGCGACGGAAAAGAUACAAAAAAUAUGACUAGUUUAGGCAUGGGCAUGAACGGAGGCCUGCUAGGCGUGCCCAUGGGAUUCCUGGACUUCACACCCGAGCCACCAGCACCAUCUGCCACACCAGUCACCGUUACGGAGCACGUCGACCUCUCGUGCAACCCCAGUACGGACACACGCGAUCUAUCAAAUCCCACCGAACCGCUCGACAUUGACAAUCACCUGGCGCAGCAGAUCCAUCGACUCGAUCAAUCUCCCAUGCAUUCGAUAGCCCAUCAUCACACCGGGGACGAGAGCAACUCGAACCUGGUGCAGCACAUCAAGAGCGAGGUGAUCGAUGCCAAGCACCUGGCUGCUGCACAGCAGCAUGCGAUCUCCCACGCCCAGCAGCAGCAUGCCCAUCAUCAGGCCCAGCAACAGCAGCAGCAGCAGCAACACCUCCAUGCCCAGCAGCUGAUGGCCCAGAGCCAGGCUCAGCAGCAGCAGCAGCAGCAACAACAACAGCAGCAGCAGCAUCAGCAACAGCAACAGCAGCAGCAUCACCAGCAACAGCAGCAGGCGGCGGCAGCGGCCGCGGCAGCUGUGCACGCCCAGCAUGGUGGGCAUGUGUCGCACGCGGAAAUCAGUGGGGCAACUGUCAUGGAGAUUGAUCCGAGCCAAAUCAAGCACGAGCCUGGUAUGAUAAUAACGCCGGAGAUUGUCAAUAUGAUGUCCUCAGGGCAUAUGGAUAUGUACAAUUCGGACACGAGCGAGGAUUCGAUGAUGAUCGCCAAUGGCUCGCCGCACGAUCAGAAGGAGCCGCACUACACGAACUUGGAUCAGCAGCAUGGAGGCGGGCUGGGUGGCAGCGUUUGCGGCCCCGGUGGUGCUGGUGGUGGUGGGGGCAUGGGUGGUGGGGCUGGCUCUGGCUCUGGCGAGAAAGGUCAGUUUAAUGGUCCCAAAGCUUGGACACAAGAUGAUAUGAAUUCAGCUUUAGAUGCAUUAAAGAACCAAAACAUGAGCCUGACGAAAGCAUCUGCCAUUUAUGGCAUCCCAUCGACCACCCUCUGGCAGCGUGCUCAUCGUCUGGGCAUCGAAACGCCCAAGAAGGAGGGCGGCACCAAGUCGUGGAACGAGGAUGCCCUGCAGAACGCCUUGGAGGCGUUGCGCUCGGGCCAGAUAUCCGCCAAUAAGGCAUCGAAAGCCUUUGGCAUACCCUCAUCGACGCUCUACAAGAUAGCGCGUCGUGAGGGCAUCCGCCUGGCGGCGCCGUUCAAUGCCGCACCAACCACAUGGACGCCCGAGGACUUGGAGCGUGCAUUGGAGGCGAUCCGGGCGGGUAAUACCUCUGUACAGAAAGCCAGCGCUGAGUUUGGCAUACCCACAGGAACACUUUACGGACGCUGCAAGCGGGAGGGCAUUGAGCUGUCGCGUUCGAAUCCCACUCCAUGGUCCGAGGAUGCCAUGAACGAGGCCCUCAACUCAGUGCGGGUUGGCCAAAUGUCCAUCAACCAGGCGGCCAUCCACUACAACCUGCCCUACAGCUCGCUCUACGGCCGCUUCAAGCGGGGCAAGUACGAUGUGGUGGCCAACACUAGCGGCGUGUCGCUGAUGAACACCUCGGGCAACACCACGGGCAGCAUUGAGAUUAUCGAGCACAGUCAGGAGAACUCGUUGCAUAUGUUGCAGCAACAGUUCCCGUACAGUCCAUCGCCGCAUCCGCCAACGCCCCAGCAUCAUAGCACACCGCAGCAUCACAGCUCGUCCCAGGGGCCGCCAACGCCGCAGCAUAUGCAACAGCAUGUGGUGCACAUGCAGCAACAGCAAUCGCCCCACCAGGGCCACCAUCCGCAGCACAUGCAGCAGGACGUGGUGACGUCAAGCAGCCAGGUGGUGCAUAGCCAACAACAGCAACAGCAACAGCAACAGCAGCAGCUUCAGCAGAUCUAUCAGCACCAUGGCACGCCCGAGCGUAGUUGAGAAUCACUGCAUGCUGCGGCAAUAAUGGGCAGCACCGGUGGAUUAGGAGGGGGAACAGGUGGAGGUGGUGGUGGCUCUAGCACCAGCACCACUACGGCCAGCACUACGCCCUUUGCCAGCAUAUCAGCGUUGGUCAGCGGACCGGCUGUCGCACCUCCAGCCACAGCCACAGCAGCAGCCACUGGCACCAGCAAGCGCAAGAAAUCGUCCAAACAAAAGCGUUGAAAGCAGGAUCUGCCGCGGGAUCAGGGGUACGUUCAGGAGCAAGAGCAGGAGCAGCUACAUGAUGAUGAUGAGGAGGAGAUGAAAACGAUUGCCGGCGUGGCCAAGUCCGAGGACAUCAAGUUUAGAUUUAAUUACAAGCACUGGAAGCGCAAGCUGAUGCAGUUCCAUUUGCUAAUGUCCAGCAAACAGUAGGAGCAGACGGAAUAGGUCGGAUAGAACAGGCAGAUAGGGUCGAGUCCCCUCCCCCAACCCAUUACGAACUUCCCAAGAGUAAUCCAAUUCAAUCCAAUCCAAUCACAAUUACAAUUAACUAGAUUUGGACAUUAAUUACACAAUUGAGAUGUGUAUAAACUGUAAAUAUAACGAGAAAUAUGCUUUAUCUACAUUAUACGGAACAUAGUUAAAUAGAUGUAGGUUCUCAAAGUCCUUUGUUCUAGCCGAGUAAGCAGACCGUAGAGAGAAAGAAAGAUAUAUACAUAUACAUAUACAUAUAUA